Molecule: messenger RNA, 3227 nt
Organism: Trematomus bernacchii (emerald rockcod)
Lineage: Eukaryota; Metazoa; Chordata; Actinopteri; Perciformes; Nototheniidae
Exons: 4
Coding region: 219-1616 (465 amino acids)
Source: RefSeq, a predicted model, not a curated record
CUUCUCCAGGGAGAGGGACUCGCCAUCGACCCGGUCCAACCCCGGCGGCGUCUCCUUCUCCCUCUCACUCUCCCCAUCUCCUUCUGCUCCGCCCGCUGCUGCCAAGAAACCGCCCAGCGCACCACGGCGCGGCACCAAGCGCCCCGCCCCCCCCGCCGGCAGCAACACGAGUCAAGACCCCAUCACCUCCCCCGCCUGCUCCAAGGAGGGGGAGGAGGAUGAAGAGGGAGAAGAAUGAAGAGCAGCCGAAGGUGGAGGUGGAGAGCUCGAAGAGUCAGGAGGAGCUGGCGGAGCUGGCUCCACCUCCGACCCCUGAGCCCGACGUAGACCCGGAGGAGGACCUGGACCUGAGUGGAGACCCAGCGGAGGAGAAGAACGGAGCGCUCCUGAGCCCGCAGAGACACCAAAUGUCCCCGCUGCUGUCCUCCCUCUCCACCCUGGUGGUGUACCUCCGCCGGCAGCAGCACUCCUCCUUCCUCUCCCUCUCCCGCUCCCCCCACUCGGCGGAGGCCUGGCGCCUCCUCUGCCACUCCAGCCUGUCGCUGCUCAUCCUCUACAACCGCCACCGCGAGUGUGAGGUGGCCAAGCUCACCGUGCAGGACUACUGCAGCCGCACCACCCCCCCGCCCGGCCUCACCCCCCCCUCUGGCAUGGAGGCCCUGCUGUCUCCCUUUGAGCGCCUCGUGCUGUGCCAGCUGCCGCGGGCGGGGGUCCUGGGGAAGCGCGGGCGCCUGCAGCCGCUGAUCCUGCCGCCCCACUGCGAGUCCUGCCUGGACCUGCUGCUGCAAACCAGCCCGGGGGUGGGGGUGGACCCGGACAGCCCCUACGUCUUCUCCCGGCCAUACCACUCCCCUGCCACCCCGCUGCGGGGCACCGACCUGCUGAGGAACCUGGCCCGGUCCAGCGGGGCCAAGAACCCCGGGGCGCUGACGGGGGCGCGGGUGCGGCGGCAGGUGGCCAUCCUCACCCAGCUGUUGCUGCUGGAGGAGGGCGAGGGGGGGGGCGCCAAACGGCUGGAGGAGUUCCUGGAGCGGGAGUACCACGUCACCCAGAACUGCUCCACCCUCCUCCAGGACCCCACCCUAAUGGGCCGGGUGGGCCGGGUGGUGCUGUAUGGAGAGAAGGAGGGGGUACUGUUCCGCGGGAUGAGCCUGCAGCACAUCUGCCUGGAGCUGGAUGUGAUGUCAGGAAACUCUGCAGACUCCUUCUCAGAUUCAGAGGUGGAAGAGGAAAAGGAGGAGGUGAAGGAGAAGGUGGAGGUGGUGAUGGUGAAGAGGAAAGGACCGGGUAGACCCCGAAAAAAGAAAGCACCACCCCCCUCCGUCAGCCCCUCUAUAGCCAGCAGCCACAAGAAAAGAUGUACUCCAACGAAAUCAGGAAAGCGUGGGGUGCUGAAGCGGCCGUGGUCGGAGGCAGAGCGCGUGGCGGUGGAGACGCACCUGAAGAGGAACCUGAUGGAGCUGCGGGUCCCGGCCAAGGCGGACUGCGAGCGCUGCCUGGAGCUCUGCCCCCUGCUGGUCAGCAACCAGCGCGACUGGAGGUCCAUCAAGUUCUACGUCCACAACCGCAUCCAGCUGCUGAAGAAGCAGGGGCGGAGGGAGAGCGCCGCCCUCUGAAACCUCCACCCCCAUGUACAGACCAGAAGAGACAGGGGGGAGGAGACACUGAACCCCACCCUCAUGUACAGACCAGCAGAGAGAGGGGGGAGGAGACACUGAACCCCACCCUCAUGUUCAGACCAGCAGAGGGAGGGGGAGGAGACACUGAACCCCACCCUCAUGUACAGACCAGCAGACAUGGUGGAGGAGACACUGACCCCCACCCUCAUGUACAGACCAGCAGAGGGAGGACUUCCUGUUGGGGGUCUCAGUGAUGGAUCAGAUGGGUGUAACCUGUGAAUAUGAGUCCAGUGAAUGCGUCUUAGAGAUUAUUUUUUGUUGUUGUCGUCCCGCUGACUUCACACUGUGUGGGACGGUGCAGCAGGUGGAGGAGCUCGGACCAAGAACUCUUUGGAGCUUCAUUCAUCAUUUGUUCAAAACUCUCAACCAUCUUCCUCGUGCUGCAGGAGUUUAUUGUUGCAUGUGUGUUGAUGGUGCAGAUCUGUGCACAGGGUCUACGGAGGCCGACGGGUGCAAACGCGCUACAGCGGCUCAGAACAUUUCCAUCACGGGAAACACACUGCAGCUUCAGAAAGAUGCACAUAAUAAACACUAAUGUUCCAAAACACAUGCACAUUGUUGUUUCUUCAUUUGCAUGUGGUUUGGCACAUUUGUCUUUUUUGAUUUGCAGUGUUUCUCCUAUUGUCCAUGUUUCGGGACGUUGUUGGGCGUUUGCACCUGUCGGCCAGUUCAAAAAAAGAUGCGGCUACAUUAAUAUUAUAUAUAUUAUUGUUAUAUUGUUAUAUUCCAGUGGGGGCAGCACAGGAUACUUUGAGACAUUUCCAGUAACUCCAGGAGUGGAGUGCACCAGCUGGGCGUAAAAAAGUUCAUUCAAAAAGGGCUUGUCUGCCGAAACGAAACCUCUAUCAGCUCACUGUCCGAAUAGAUGUCCAUUGGGUUUGUUCGAUCACGGACGACUUUCUCUUCUUAAUGCCCUUUCAUUGUUAAACCUGUAAACAAGACGCACUGCCAUCGUUAAUAUCCUUCUUGCCUGUUUUACGUUACUAUGGAUACUAGUCUGUCUUUCCGAAUUACGCCUGCUCCAUACUAGGCGUAAAAGUCACACCCAGGCGCAACGCACCUAAGUCUAAGUGGUGCACUAGUCAUAACUUUAGUUUGGUCUUAACCUUCGGUUCUACGUCGGACGUAGAGUUACGCCCAGCUGGUGCACCCCACUCCAGAGGCUUUAGAAGUCCAAAUUCGAAUUGAGGAUUUAUUAUAAGGAGACGAAAACAAUGGAGAGAUCAUUGGUGCAGCUCUCCGUGCAUCAGCUCACACACUGCAUACACUCUGUGUGUGUGUGUCCACGUGUAAAUGUUGUUUUUAUAUUGACUGACAUUGUUUUAUUGCCCACACAGUGUUGUUGGACCAUGAUGCACCUGUGAUGCAUUCUGUACGGAUGCCCGCUGACCUGUGUUUACUGCAUAUCAGAGUUUCAUCUAUAUUUCAGAUGAUUUGACCCAUAGUGUAAAUACUUCAUAUGAAGAGUAUUAGUGACGGCAGAGCAGUGUGUGUUGAUGGUGUACAUACUGUAAAUACUACCUCUACUUAUUAAAGUGUACCACAUUA